Adelges cooleyi (spruce gall adelgid) is the source of this 1661-nucleotide messenger RNA. RefSeq names its product cyclin-J (gene CycJ). The coding region runs from base 593 to 1483 and encodes 296 amino acids. Lineage: Eukaryota; Metazoa; Arthropoda; Insecta; Hemiptera; Adelgidae. The transcript has 7 exons. Gene Ontology annotation, biological process: mitotic cell cycle phase transition; regulation of cyclin-dependent protein serine/threonine kinase activity. Gene Ontology annotation, cellular component: cyclin-dependent protein kinase holoenzyme complex; cytoplasm; nucleus. The record is from RefSeq and is a predicted model, not a curated record. Gene Ontology annotation, molecular function: cyclin-dependent protein serine/threonine kinase regulator activity.
AAAUCACGAAAAGACGGACGAUGGUCUAAUGUCUAGUCGUUUUUAGUGCAGGUACUUCACAGGUGAUAUUGACUGUGAAAAAUGGAAAUAAUCGUUAACGAUAACAAAAUCUAAAAAGGAUAGUGGUGUAAAAUUGAAAUAAGUAAUUACAUAUAUAUAUAAAAACAAUUUAUUGAUCGAAAGCCUCAGUUACACGGACCAUUGGCUAUAAAUUACAGCUUGUCACAGAGCGGUGGACGGGUCUAUAACGUUAAUAAUAUUAUAGACCUGUUACAACUUACAUUACAUUAUACGGCUUAAGUUUACUUGUGUGAUGUGUCCCCCGGUUGUGUGCUUUUGAACGAAAUAAUUUUCACGUUAAAACUCGGUAAAAUAUUAUCGUAAACAGUAUAUUAUUAUAUUAGUGAAUUAAUUAUUAUUAUUUCAAACGUCUAAAAACCACCGAACGUGCACACGCUUAUCACGGGAACCGUUUGAAAACAAAACAGUACGACCGUUAAUCGUCUAAUAUCGCACUUCGCACGUUUGAACUUCGAAUAACGGCCAAGAGAGAAGUUUCAAGCACAGGGCCGACUUACGUACACAAGAAGUAAUGGCAUUAAACCACCAGAAACAUACUGACAAAUGGUGGGAGACUGAAUAUAGUUAUAAUAUACAUUCGUACCUUCAAUGUCGAGAAGUAAAAUGGAGAAUGAUCUAUGGAGCAAGAUCACCGCAGAUUCACAUGCGACCUAUAUUAUUAAAAACCAUAAAAAAUAUUUCCAAAAGAUGUGAAAUGUCAAAUGUCAGUAUUCAUUUAGCUGUUACCUUAUUAGAUUUCUUUAUGGAUCAUCACGAUUUAAAAUUUGACACUAUCAUGUUAGUAUCGUUUGCUUGUUUAACAUUAGCCGCAAAAAUUGAGGAGCACUGUUUAAGUAUACCAAAAUUGAAUAGCAUGCGCAAUGUCAUUAGUAAAGAUGUUACUAAUUUGCAUUUUCGAAAGGUGGAAAUGAAAAUUCUGAUGUUCUUCGACUAUAGUGUCACUGUGCCAACGGUUGCACAUUUUAUAGAAAUUUAUAAAGAAUAUUUUUACACCGACAGAGAUUUUUGCAAUCAUCCCGCAGCAGAUAUGAUAAAAGAAAAAUUUCAGACCAUGAUUCUUUUUUACCAGGAUUUAUCGUUAGAAAACACCAAAUUGAUUUCAUAUAAUCCUUCUAUGGUAGCGGCCAGCAUUGUUCUGACUACCAGACACACGCUUGAAAUGGUACCUUGUUGGACGGCAAAAUUACGUAGCAUAACGGGGUAUUUGAAAAAAGAUCUCGUAAAAUGUUGUUCACUUCUAGGAAGGAAUGUUAUGCAGCAUCGUAAAUAUAAUAUGUCUGUGGAUGAAGGAUAUCGUAGUUCUUCGCCUGGUUUCCAAUCACCUGUUCUUGUGACGACUAAAAAGAGGAGAAGUUAUACCGAUACUACGGAUGUUGUUUCGGCAAAACGAAUGGCGCUUUAAUAGUAUUUAGACUGAUUUGAGUUUCUCAAAAAAAUAUUUCUUGAUCUUCCAUCUUGUGUACUCAAGCCUAUUUUUUCAAAUCCUAAUUUUUUUUUUUACAUAAAAUUAUUUUCUUAUUAAAAAAAUAUAUUGUGUGAUAUUUAUUUCUUAAUAGCUCAAUUGUUGAGACUGAUUCUUU